GAGCGAGGCUCUUUCCCCGCUCUUUGCGAUGAAUCACCGGCAGCCCGCUUGGCUCUGCAUGAAACCCCGGUCGCCGUUCGCCCGAGGUUUCGCGUGUCUCUUCGCUGACGAACAGGAAGGCUGGCAUUUUGAUGUCAGCCUCUGGCGAGGCGGCAGCAGGAGAAGGCGAACGCGGCGGCAGCAGCCAUGUCUGGGAUCGCCGCUAAACUAGCCAAAGACCGGGAGGUCGCCAAAGGGCUGGGCUCCAACGCCAAGGCCGUGAAAUACCUAAAUCAGGACUUUCGGGUGCUGAGGGACGAGUGCUUGGAGGCGGGGAAGCUGUUCCAGGACCCCUCCUUCCCCGCGGCUGCCUCUUCCCUGGGCUACAAUGAACUGGGACCAAACUCGUACAAAACGAAAGGCAUCGUCUGGAAGAGACCGACGGAGUUGUGUUCCAACCCUCAGUUUAUUGUCGGAGGUGCCACUCGGACAGAUAUCUGCCAAGGAGCUUUAGGAGACUGUUGGCUCCUGGCGGCCAUCGCUUCUCUCACUUUGAAUGAAGAAGUUUUGGCUAGAGUUGUUCCCAGUGAUCAAAGCUUCCAGGACAGAUAUGCAGGCAUCUUCCACUUCCAGUUCUGGCAGUACGGAGAGUGGACGGAUGUUGUUGUUGAUGACCGGCUACCUACCAAAAAUGGAGAGCUCCUCUUCGUUCACUCAGCGGAGGGGAGUGAGUUCUGGAGCGCCCUGCUGGAGAAAGCCUAUGCCAAGGCGAAUGGUUCAUAUGAGGCACUCUCCGGAGGAAGCACCACUGAGGGCUUUGAGGAUUUCACCGGUGGAAUUGCAGAGUGGUACGAGCUGCAAAAAGCACCACCGAACCUGUUCAGAAUCAUCCAGAAAGCUCUUCAAAAAGGUUCUCUCCUUGGAUGUUCCAUUGAUAUCACAAGUGCUGCUGAGACAGAGGCAGUCACAACACAGAAGCUCGUGAAAGGGCAUGCGUACUCUGUAACGGGUGCAGAAGAGGUGAACUUCCGAGGCAGCAUGCAGAAAUUGAUCAGAAUUCGAAACCCCUGGGGGGAAGUCGAAUGGACCGGAAAGUGGAACGAUAACUGUCCAAACUGGAAUAAUGUUGAUCCUAAAGUAAAAGAGAGAUUAACCAGGAAACAUGAAGACGGAGAAUUUUGGAUGGCCUUUAAUGAAUUCCUGAGGCAUUACUCCCGCCUUGAGAUCUGUAACUUGACUCCAGACACACUGACUAGUGACAAGUACAAGAAGUGGAGUCUGAAUUUGAUGGAUGGGAACUGGAGAAGAGGAUCCACAGCUGGUGGAUGCAGAAAUUACCCCGAUACAUUUUGGAUGAACCCACAGUAUUUGAUUAAACUUGAAGAAGAGGAUGAAGAUCCUGACGAUCCCGAAAAAGGUUGCACCUUCCUGGUUGGCCUGAUUCAGAAGCACCGCCGGAAGCAACGGAAGAUGGGGGAGGAUAUGCAUACCAUUGGCUUUGCCAUCUAUGAGGCACGCUCACUUUCUUCUGGCCAAACCAAUGUCCACCUGAGCAAAAACUACUUCCUGACCAAUCGAGCAAAGGAACGCUCAAACACAUUCAUCAACCUCCGAGAGGUGUUAAAUCGAUUCAAGCUCCCCCCAGGAGAGUACAUUAUUGUGCCGUCCACUUUUGAACCCAACAAGAAUGGGGAUUUCUGCCUCCGAGUCUUCUCCGAAAAGAACGCAGAUUCACAGGUUGUUGAUGAUGAAAUUGAGGCCAACAUUGAAGAGAAAGAAGUCACUGAAGAUGAAAUUGAACCGGGUUUUAAGAAAAUGUUUGGGCAAUUGGCUGGAGAGGAUGCUGAGAUCUCCGCCUUUGAGCUGUGUAAUAUUCUGAGAAAAGUCAUGGCGAAACGCCAAGACAUUAAAUCAGAUGGCUUCAGCAUUGAAACAUGUAAAAUCAUGGUUGAUCUAUUAGAUUGUGACGGAAGUGGUAAACUGGGGCUGAAGGAGUUUCAUGUACUUUGGACGAAGAUUCAGAGGUAUCAGAAAAUUUACCGGGAAAUGGAUGUGGAUCGUUCUGGAACCAUGAACUCCUAUGAGAUGCGGAAAGCCUUAGAACAAGCAGGCUUUAAGCUGGAUUGCCAGUUGCACCAAGUCAUCGUGGCCCGUUUUGCUGAUGAGCAGCUGAUUAUUGAUUUUGACAAUUUCGUGAGGUGCUUGAUUCGACUGGAAACCUUGUUCAAGAUAUUUAAGAAACUGGAUACUGAGAAAACAGGAACAAUACAGAUGAAUCUUGUCACUUGGGUGUGCUUUACUAUCAUAUGAAGAACCAAUGGACCUCAGUUAAGGACUUCUCCUGGGAACAUGAGCAUCAGUUUAUGACCAAUAUGAAACAUGCAAAAAAAGAAGAAGUGCUAUUAUAUUUCAACACUAAUGUGUACCUUAUAUUUAUGAAUGAAGCUGCUGAAGGAGAGGAAGAAUAUUGAAAAGCAAAAUGAAAGCACAGUGGAAGUAGCUUCAAUAUACAAGCUUUAACUUUUUGUAUAAUUUUAUUCGCUUAAGCUAUUUCCAUGUUUGUUAUAAGAAAUUAAAGUUUAAAUGAAAUCUCAACACAGGUCUUUUAAGAAAAUAACCUCCACUUUUAAGAAGGCCAAGUGCAAUGUAUGUUAUUCAGACUUUAAUGAUUAGGAAUUAUAAACUCUAAAAGCAAGUUAUACAAUGUACUUCUUACAACCACAAGCUACAGGGAUUAAAGACCAGUGUUUAUGCUAGCCAACUGAAACUCAUGCCAGUAUUUAAUGAACUGCAUUGACUUUGCCACCCAUAUAUAGGAUGGUAGUAACUACUUCACAUCCCCAAAACACACCAUCCUUUAGAUUUUAAUAUUAUUCAAAUGAUUUUUAAGCUUUGACCAUCAUCUUAAAGAUGGAGAAUCAGCUCUUAAAUUAUACCAAGUAAGCACUAUUGCCUGUUUGAUGGGCAAGACCCCUGUAAAUCUCAAAUAAAAUCAAGAGGUUUACACUUGAUCAUCACAAAACAAAGCUGCUGCCAAACAGAACUACUGUAUCUCAGCAGCUGCUCAGAAAUGAUGGUAGCAGAAUACGGCAACUAAAUUAUGUCAUGUUAUAAUAUUCCUUUUCACGAAUGACUUCAAGAUACUUUGCCUUUCCUAAUAUGGGAGAUUUUUAAAAAGCAAUUAUAAAGUCAGCUGAGCUAGUAACAUUUUUAACUUCUGAGAAUGGAAUAAAUUUCUUGCGUUUAUGCAGUGCCAAAUUGUCUACUGUUGUCAUAUGUUGCCUCUUAAGUGUAGCAGUGGUAAGUCUGUCAUUUCAGAAAAUUAUAGCUCAUGGUAUUUUUGGAUAUUGGUAAUGUUCCUGGCCUAAAAAGGCUUAAGGGAAUAAUAUAUCACAUACUCUCAGAGACAAGGCAAAGGCCAUUUCAGAACUCUUGAGAUUACAGAGAAAGGCAAUGGACCAUUCACUUUCCUGUUCCUAACACAAGCGAGUUACUUUGUUAAAAAAAUGAUUAAUUAGCAUGUUGCACUCAAUGCACUUUAACAACAUGUACAAGAAUAUUAUUGUUUUUUCCAGUUUUUCUUUUAAAGCAUUUUGACAUAAGAGUUUCAGAUGAGAAUGCCACUUUUAAAAUAUACAAUGUGCACACACAGCAGAUCUCACAUCACUCUGCAGGCGUACUGGGAUAGGAACAAAAAGAAGCUGGAAAGCAAAUUUCAAGAUAGGAUCAUAGAUGACUGGAAAACCUUGCAAUAGCUCUGCCCCUCUUACUGGAACACUGACUUACAUGGAAGGCUUUUAAACAAGAAACAAUAAAGGUUUGUUAAAUGAGGGUGAGGAAUUAUGGUCAGCAGAUAUCUUGGCCUCUAACCCUCCAAUGAAAAAGCUGUCUUGGGGAGGGGGGGAAUAUUGUAGUUCAAGGCCACAGAAUUGAAGCCUGGCAGAUCCAUCAUAAUUCAAGAAGGCAGGCUGUUGCUAAUAUUAGAUACAAGAAAACCAUUUUAGUACAAGGGGUGUCCUUUUCAAAUCCGCCCCCACCCUAAGCCCAGCAAUAUAAACUAAUCAAUUUGGGAUAAACUGAUGAGGGCUCAGAUAUCAGGUGCCAUGUAAUUUAUAGAAGUUACAAGUCAAAGGGAACAUCUUCCAAACCUAAUAACCACAGAAUGCUGACAAGAUACGGAGUUGCAAAUUGUAGCCUUUAAU
Elgaria multicarinata webbii is the source of this 4181-nucleotide messenger RNA. Its product is annotated as calpain-2 catalytic subunit. The record is from RefSeq and is a predicted model, not a curated record. The transcript is spliced from 20 exons. Gene Ontology annotation, cellular component: cytoplasm. Gene Ontology annotation, biological process: proteolysis. Bases 187 to 2289 code for a protein of 700 amino acids. NCBI's taxonomy places the organism in Eukaryota, Metazoa, Chordata, Lepidosauria, Squamata, Anguidae. Gene Ontology annotation, molecular function: calcium ion binding; calcium-dependent cysteine-type endopeptidase activity.